Molecule: messenger RNA, 252 nt
Organism: Dracunculus medinensis (Guinea worm)
Lineage: Eukaryota; Metazoa; Nematoda; Chromadorea; Rhabditida; Dracunculidae
Source: the annotation of a GenBank genome assembly
AUGCGUACUCUAGCGAAAGAUAUUUAUGGUAAAUCACAUAUAAGAGGCUUCGAUAUUCUAGCAUCAUAUGGCUUAGCGAGUGAUGAAGGAUUCUGUAACGGUGUUAGAUUCAGUCCGCAUGGUGUACGUGCAUUUGCAUACGCCCUAGACAAGAAUGAUGCAUUAGUUUCUUGUUGCCACCAAUUGGGUUUUAUAGCCACACAUCAAGAUUGGAGUGCAGCUAAAGAGACGCAAACUUUCAUUUUGAUAUGA